GGUUGUCCUCGGUGAUUUAACGGUGCUGCGCAACACAGCGACAGGAGAAUACCGAUUUCUGUCCACUUGGGCCUUUUUUUCUUUUCUUUUCUUUCUCUCGGCUGCGUUUCUCGUCAGCAUAGGCGUCGAUUAAGCGGGGGCCAAAAACAAACCUAAAACAACAUUUUUCUUCGUCCGAGUUGACACGGUGUUUGUUCAGUGCGGUGAAAUGAGGCAGGGGGCGGACAGUCGCCAAAGAGACGCUGGGCUCCGGCCAAACAUUUCUGCAUGUUAGCGCCCAUGCGUCCGAUUUGCGUCGCAUUGCAUUUCAUGCAUCAUCUUCUCUAGUCGUUAUAUUUAUAUAUUUUUUCAUCUGUGUGCAAAGUGCACGGUGGAUGGAAGAUGCAGCUGCUUUGAGGACAACCCCCCUCCUUUCCCCCUCCUCCUCCUCCUCCUCCUCCUCCGUACAUCCAUCGCUGCCAUGACAGGCGGAGGUCUGCUCCCCACCGCGGCUCGGCCGGCUGGAGAAGAGGCGGAUUGAUUCGGGCCGGUGGAUCUGUCCUGCGGAUGUCAAACGCGUGAAAACGUUGCUCGGCCACCGCGAUUGUCACUCAGGGAAGAACGCCAACAUGUCCUCUCGAUCUGCAUUACCGUCUGGUAACGACAGGAGCACCGGAGACCACCAUGUAUUACUGGGGGCCAGCCGUGCAGACAAGGCUACGAGUCAGUCCAGUCGUUCUCUCGGCGCCCGGUGCAGGAACUCAAUCGCCUCCUGCUCUGACGAGCAGCCACACAUUGGCAACUAUCGUUUACUCAAGACCAUCGGCAAAGGAAACUUUGCCAAGGUCAAGUUGGCACGCCACAUCCUGACGGGCAAAGAGGUUGCAAUAAAAAUCAUAGACAAAACUCAGUUGAAUCCAACCAGCCUACAGAAGCUAUUUCGAGAGGUACGAAUAAUGAAAGGCUUGAAUCACCCCAACAUAGUGCAGCUGUUCGAGGUGAUUGAGACGGAUAAAACUCUUUACCUUAUCAUGGAAUACGCCAGCGGAGGUGAAGUGUUUGACUACCUCGUUUCGCAUGGAAGAAUGAAGGAGGUUGAAGCCAGAGCCAAAUUUCGACAGAUAGUUUCUGCUGUCCACUAUUGCCACACAAAGAAUAUUGUCCACAGAGAUUUGAAGGCGGAGAACCUCCUGCUGGAUGCAGACGCCAAUAUCAAGAUUGCCGAUUUCGGUUUCAGCAAUGAGUUCACUCUGGGCAACAAGCUGGACACGUUCUGUGGCUCACCGCCCUACGCUGCCCCCGAGCUUUUUCAGGGGAAGAAGUAUGACGGACCGGAGGUGGAUGUGUGGAGUCUCGGAGUUAUCCUGUACACGCUGGUCAGCGGCUCCCUGCCUUUUGAUGGCCAGAACCUAAAGGAGCUGAGGGAGCGUGUGCUGAGGGGAAAGUACCGUGUGCCCUUUUACAUGUCCACAGACUGUGAAGGCAUCCUUCGCCGAUUCCUGGUGCUCAAUCCCUCCAAACGCUGCACCCUAGAGCAAGUCAUGAAGGACAAGUGGAUAAAUUCAGGGUAUGAGGGUGAGGACCUAAAGCCCCAUAUAGAACCCGUUGAGGACUACAGCGACGCCGCCCGCAUCGAGGUGAUGGUCGGCAUGGGCUUCACCCCUGAGGAAAUCAAGGACUCUCUGCUCAAUCAGAAAUACAAUGAAGUCACAGCCACAUACUUACUGCUGGGCCGCAAAGGCGACGAGGGCAGCGAGGCCCGUUCAGCCAGUACGCUGUCCUUGGCAAGAGUGAGACCCAGUCCUAUUACCAACGGAACCAACAAACACUCUUCAACAACGGGCUCUUCAUCCUCUUCCACCUCCUCCUCACAUAGCAAGACACAGCGCAGUGCCUCCACUUACCACCGGCAGCGACGACAUAGCGACUUCUGCGGCCCCUCCAUGCCCGUCAUGCACCCCAAACGGAGCCCCACGAGCACAGGCGAGAGGGAGCUGCGAGAGGGACGAAUGCCUUCGCGUAAAGCUAGUUGCAGCGUGAUGGGAAGCCACAGCCUCCCUCCGUCCAGCCCAAUGGUCAGCAGCGCCAACAACCCCAACAAGUCAGAGAUCCCAGACCGCCGCAAAGACAUGACCGCCACCACAAACAACAUCCCUGGAAGCGCCAUGACCCGCCGGAAUACAUACGUUUGCACGGAUCGUUCAGGUGCUGACAGACACUCUCUCCUGCAGAAUGGCAAAGACAACAGCUCUUUGAGCCACCGCUUGCCUGCAGCCUCUCCCUCCACACUCAGCAUUUCCGGGGCCGGAGCUGCAUCUUCCUCCUCUUCUUCAGACCGGUGCCGCCUGACCCGGGGUUCCACAAUCCGCAGCACCUUUCACGGGGGGCAGCUGAGGGACCGUGGCCCUCCCAUCUACUCGGCUCCGCCCACUUCACCCACCCUGUCCCACCAUGAUGCCAGCCCGUUGCCCCAUGCUCGCACCAGGGCGACGUCCAACCUCUUCACCAAGCUGACCUCCAAACUCACUCGCAGGGUCAACCUUGACCCGUCCAAGCGCCAGGGCUCAAACAAAUCAGUGUCGGGUUGCACUCUACCCCAAGGAUCAAAAACCGUUAGGUCACAAAUGAAUCUGAGGGAAUCAGGAGAUUUGCGGUCACAAGCCAGAUUUGUCAACAGUUUCCAUUCGUCUACCUUCCCCAGUUGCCAUCUACCUGGGUAUCAAAAAGCGCCCGAGUCCCGGGCCGUCGGACGUGGCUGGGAUCUGAGAGGAAGUGGGCGACGGGACCCUGCGGAGGUGGUACUUGCUCUGCGGGAGGCAGCGCUCGGAUGUGGCUGCCAGGUACACCACGCCGGCCCUUUUCUGCUGUCCUGCACCCAUGGCGCGGCGGGGGGCUGCGUGGCUUUCGAGGCGGAGGUGUGCCACCUUUCCACGGGCGCCUCCGGGACUUCUAACGGUGUGCGCUACACGCGACUCUGGGGGGCACCUCUAGCUUUUCGGGACGUCGCCACUCAAAUAUCCAAGGAUCUUGAACUUUAAACGGAGAGUGUAUGUGUGCGUGUGCGUGUGUGAGUGUUUGUGUCUGUGUGAUUGUGAAAAGGCAAGGGGGCUGGACAAUUUUGAAAUAGUGGCGCAGACGGGGCAAGGGGCUGGACCCAAAAGAAAAGACUUACUGUCUCGUUCACCACGAACCCACACACAGAUGCGCACACAAACCAGACCCUUAAAGACACACAAACACACACUGAGGCGCCCCUCCAACCCUAUUCGCCCCUGCACCACCCCCUUCAUCACCCAGUCACCCUACAAAGCUCAGCCAUCCUCGCUGAGACGCUUUCACCCACUGGACCUGGAUCUGACUGAAUCUAGUUAAAUAUUUUUUACUACUACUCUAGCCAUAAUAAUAAUAUUUUGAUUUUUUAAAUUGAUUGCUCUGAUGGUUGUUUUUAUCCGCUGUUAUUUUUAAUAGUGAAGAAAAACAUUCAUUUUUUUGUGUUGACCUGACUAUACCAUACACUCUUUUUUUUAACCCAUAAGAACCGAGACCCAUUUGUGCUUCAAGUAAAAGUAUAUUUAAAAUAUGCCACAUACCAAGUGGAACAUAACAGAUUUUUGUACUUUGUGUUGACGCAAAUAACAUUUACAACAUAAGACGACCAACUCAUCAAGUCCUUGGCCACCAUGUUUUCUUAUAAUCAAAAAGUCGACAUACAGUGUUCCCUCACCACGCUGCGGUUAACUUACUACGGUCUCAGUGCAUUGCGGAUUAUAAAAUUGUAAAUAGGUAUUUUUAUAUUUUUAUUGUAUUAUUUUACGGCGCCAGCUCAAGCUAUCUUGCCCACGUGAAAACGUACACGGCGCAUUAUUGUCUGAUGGAGACCGACCACAGCACUGUGUUCUGUAUAUCCUCACACUACUGGCUGAUGGCGACCAACCAUAGCACUGUGUUGGAUUCUGAUUGGCUCAGUAACUGUUGCAUCAAUCUCCUCCGUUAGCAGUGUUGCUUCGUCGUGCGUUUGUGAAAUUCAAUGAAAAAUGUUUUUUGUUUCCCUUCGAUGUCGCCCAAGCUUUGGCCAGCUUGGCUGCCAUUGGCCUAAAUUAGGUUUAAUGGAUCGAUCUUCAAUUCCUUACAUAAAGGAGAAAAAAAGACAGCAGUCAGUCUGUCUUAUAACAAGACUGCAAAGAGGGUGUUAAAUUAAGGCCAUUAGUCAUUCAUCAUCAGCUAACUAUCAUCGACCUUUACCGGUGACUUCCAUAGAGAAUGUCUAUGUAAAAAUCGUGUCGGUUUAAAAGUGGUAAAAAUGGUGUGGCAAAGGGUAUUAACAGUGUGGGAAAGAUUUGUAAGAGGGUGUGUAAGGGUUUAUGAAGGCCUAAAAUGCAAACAGUAUUAAUAUCAAUCAUAGCAUCUUCUACUUUGCAUAAAUUGACCUACCAAAAGGAGGUCGGGAACAUAACUCCCGCUAUAAUCAAGGGAACACUGUACAUGAUUUGACCGCUUUUUGUCAACAUUAAUUUUUAGCUCUAAAGGGUUAAAAAAUUUUAAAUAAAUUAGUCAUUUAUUGUCGCCAUGUGUUGUAGUAUUGACGCCAUCAUUAAGCAGUGUGAAAUAACUACUCUGUAGUUUACACAGCGCUAAAAUGUGCAUACGGUGACUUCCUAUAAUUACUAAUAAUUAUUUUAGAUUGUUAGCUACCGAAAUAAAUAUUUGCACACGUACAAAAGCGUUAUUCUCAUUGUAGUCAAAGGGUACAAAAAAUUACUACAGCACUUCUGUUAAAAUAUCUGAAAAUGCAAGAAUCUUGAUAAAAAUAUGCACAAAGGGAAGAAAACCAUGUCAAGAAAGGUUUAAAAAUCUUUUAUUAUUGCCCAUCUCUUUACGUCUCUGGACAAAGUCACACGUAAAUGUGAACGCAAUUGCUAGUUUUGGUUUCAGUCAGAAGCCAGUCUGCGAAGCGUCAACAUAAUCGGGUGCCACUGUAUCAACUCAAAAUAAUUUGAACAGCAAAAUGUAUUGACUGUCUUAUUAGCAUUUUUGCUUUCCAUUGCAUAUUUUCCUAGCUUGUUUUAUAAUCAUUUAUUGGAUAAAUGUUGUAAGAAAAGUUGAAUUGUAAUAUUUGACACCCUAUUAAAGCGUUGUUAAUUGGCUUUAAAGUGAUCCUUAAUGGAAAAAGUAGGUUUUUGGAAGUAAGCGAGCAGAGGGAGCCUAGUCGAGCACAAUGCUGCGUAGAGUGCAUUUAUGGACAUUUAAAGUGUUGGUGACAUGGGCUCUUAUGGGUUAAAAUAUUCAUGUCUGUCCAUCUUUACAUAUACACCAUUCUAUUUUUCAUUCACUUUUACGGUAGACAUGAAAUGUAGGGAUGUGGAGCUGACCAUGUGUCGGAAAGUCAUCAGGGUUGCAUUGUUUUGCUGAGUUAGUCGACAUCGCUCUGUACGUCAGUGACGACUGGACUGGAUUAAGGUCAAUGGGAGCAGGGUUGACCGGUCAAAGACUAACUAACACUAAAUGAGUCUGUGACGUCUUCGGCUUAACGAGCUGGCGUGUGCGCUUUAGCCGAUUGGUCCAUGUAGAAAAUACAUGAAACGAACCCAAAAGGGUGGUGUGAGUGCAGUUUAUUGUAGGACUUAUCACAAUGCAUUACAUGCAUAGGUUCAUAUCCACCUUUAACACUGGCCUCGGACUUGUUUUUGUUGAAUGGAUGUCGUUUAGCUGAAAAUGGCAGAGAAAAAUUGUCAGCCAUGUGUUAAAUAGUAUACGCUUUUAUCAUUAGUGGUACAAUUUUCAAAAAAAUCUAUUCAUAACCUUCUAAAUUUUUUCGAAAAGGAGUAGGAAGGAGCAGAGCUGAUUUAAUCCUACCCAAUUUUCCAUACCUCAGCAAUUUACUGAUAGACUGUGUAUGCAAAGGUCGUGAAUGUGGGAUAAAUACAUCUACAAAUAAGUAAGUAGGCCAUUUCACUGAAUCGGUGCCAUUAGCUUGUUGUAAUGGUCUCGAAACAAAUGUGAAUUUCUGGGAUUUUUCAACUCUAAAAAUCUACCCAAAACAACUUUUAUUGGACCUUUGACGUGGUUCCGAAGCCGACAUUGGCUCAUUUAAGGGGUCAUGUUAUGAUAGUUUUUUAGGUUUACAUAACAUGUAAUGGUGGUUCUUUAGUCAAAAUUCUGCAUAGAUCAUUAAAGUUAAAGUUAAAGUACCAA
Nerophis lumbriciformis (worm pipefish) is the source of this 6171-nucleotide messenger RNA. It is a transcript of the gene mark4a, whose product is annotated as MAP/microtubule affinity-regulating kinase 4a. NCBI's taxonomy places the organism in Eukaryota, Metazoa, Chordata, Actinopteri, Syngnathiformes, Syngnathidae. Gene Ontology annotation, biological process: intracellular signal transduction; protein phosphorylation; microtubule cytoskeleton organization. Gene Ontology annotation, molecular function: tau-protein kinase activity; ATP binding. Gene Ontology annotation, cellular component: cytoplasm. The record is from RefSeq and is a predicted model, not a curated record.